Messenger RNA from Arvicola amphibius (Eurasian water vole), 1431 nucleotides. It is a transcript of the gene Gja5, whose product is annotated as gap junction protein alpha 5. Gene Ontology annotation, biological process: cell communication. NCBI's taxonomy places the organism in Eukaryota, Metazoa, Chordata, Mammalia, Rodentia, Cricetidae. Gene Ontology annotation, cellular component: connexin complex. The record is from RefSeq and is a predicted model, not a curated record.
AUGGGUGACUGGAGCUUCCUGGGGGAGUUCCUGGAGGAGGUCCACAAGCACUCCACGGUCAUCGGCAAGGUCUGGCUUACCGUCCUGUUCAUUUUCCGAAUGCUGGUCCUAGGCACCGCUGCUGAGUCGUCCUGGGGAGACGAGCAGGCUGAUUUUCGGUGCGAUACCAUUCAGCCUGGUUGCCAGAAUGUCUGCUAUGACCAAGCCUUCCCCAUCUCCCACAUUCGCUACUGGGUACUGCAGAUCAUCUUCGUAUCUACGACGCCGUCUCUUGGUCUACAUGGGCACGCCAUGCACACAGUGCGCAUGCAGGAAAAGCAGAAGCUGCGGGAUGCGGAGAAAACCAAAGAGGCCCGUGCCACCGGUGCCUAUGAGUACCCGGUGGGCAGAAGGCAAGAGCUGUCCUGCUGGAAUGAAGUGGAAGGAAAGAUUGUCCUCCGGGGCACUCUCCUCAACACCUAUGUCUGCACCAUUCUGAUCCGCACCACCAUGGAGGUGGCCUUCAUCGUGGGCCAGUACCUCCUCUACGGGAUCUUCCUGGACACCCUGCACGUCUGCCGCAGGAGUCCCUGUCCUCACCCUCAUUGUUACGUCUCGCGGCCCACAGAGAAGAACGUCUUCAUUGUCUUUAUGAUGGCCGUGGCUGGGUGUCCUCUCUUCCUCAGCUUGGCAGAACUCUACCACCUGGGCUGGAAGAAGAUCCGACAGCGCUUUGUCAAGUCCCGGCAGGGGAUGGAUAAGCAGCAGCUUCUUGGCACCUCCACAAGCCUAACCCAGAGACUCACUCCUCCCCCUGGCUUCAACCAGUGCCUGAACAGAGCAGGCGAGAAGUACUUGGGGGGCUUAAGUAAUAAUAUGUGUUCCCGGAAGAAUCCAGACACUCUGGCUGCAGAGGAAGUGCCGGACCAGGAGCAUAUUUCUCGAGGUUUCAACAUGCAAUAUAGCCACAAACCCGAGGAGCCCAAUGGAGCCUCUCCGAGCCACGACCUUCCUCCGGGCUACCGUGCUGACAAGCGCCGCCUUAGCAAGGCCAGCAGCAAAGCAAGGUCAGAUGACCUGUCAGUGUGACCCUCUGAGGGAAGGCCAGUUCCAGGAGGGAUCUCAGGAGGCUGCGACAGGGAGAAGCAGUCUCUCAGGACAGUAUAUUCUUCCACUCAGCACUGACAUGCUCCUUCCCAUCCCAGGUCUGGAUGGCAUUGCUCAUCUAUUCUCAAAAUCACAGUUCGAGGGUCUUCUCAAAGACAGGGCUACUCCUCAGGACUCAUCCUCUACCAGAAUACACAGGGACACCUUUCACGUGAUUUAUUAAAUUGGAUAGGGUGGAGGCAGGGACAGGAACCAUGACAAAUCUGGCCUGGAAAGGACAGACAUGAAGAUUCAACACCAGCAACAUACCAGAUAGAAACUCCAGGUCUUGGCUUCUUUGGUACU